Aspergillus sclerotioniger CBS 115572 is the source of this 2517-nucleotide messenger RNA. RefSeq names its product DUF323 domain protein. The coding region runs from base 1 to 2517 and encodes 838 amino acids. Lineage: Eukaryota; Fungi; Ascomycota; Eurotiomycetes; Eurotiales; Aspergillaceae. The record is from RefSeq and is a predicted model, not a curated record. The transcript is spliced from 7 exons.
AUGUCUCCCUCGUACCCGCUCGUGAAGGGCGUGGACAUUGUUGAUAUCCGUCAGAAUGACGUGGAGUUCUCCCUGAUAAAUGACAUCCAACGAGGUAUCGAUCCCCCAGCAGGCAGCACUCGGUCCAUGCCUACAAUGCUGCUCUACGAUGCUGAGGGGCUCAAGCUUUUCGAGGACAUCACUUACCUGGAGGAGUAUUACCUCACAAAUGCGGAGAUCGAGGUGCUAAAAACGCACGCCAAGAGAAUCGUUGAGCGCAUUCCCGACAAUGCGCAAUUGCUGGAGCUUGGUAGUGGGAAUCUGCGGAAGAUCGAGAUUCUUCUCCGGGAAUUCGAAGCGGCAAGCAAAAACGUGGACUACUAUGCCCUGGAUCUAUCGCUGUCAGAGUUGGAACGCACCUUUUCUGAAGUUUCCCUCGAUCAAUUUCACUACGUUGAGUUUCAUGGCCUUCAUGGAACAUAUGAUGAUGCCCUCACCUGGCUGGAAAGCCCAGAGAACAGACAGUCACCGACAGUGAUAAUGUCAAUGGGCUCAUCAAUAGGGAACUUUGACCGUCUGGCCGCAGCGAAGUUCCUGUCACAAUUUUCCAGACUCUUAGGACCGUCUGACUUGAUGGUGCUUGGCUUGGAUAGUUGUACUGACCCGGACAAAGUUUACAAGGCCUACAAUGACUCUAAGGGCAUCACACAACAAUUUUACGAGAACGGACUAUCUCACGCCAAUGAUAUACUUGGAUACGAAGCAUUUAAGCCUAGCGAAUGGGAUGUUGUGACUGAUUAUGAUCCCGUGGGGGGACGGCACCAAGCAUUCUAUGUGCCAAACCGAGACGUUACUAUAAAUGGGGUAUUGCUUCCAAAGGGUGAAAAACUUCUGUUUGAGGAUGCGUACAAGUAUGAUGCCACACAGUGCGAGCAGCUGUGGCAUGAUGCAGGCUUGAUUCAGGACGCGGAAUUUGGGAAUGACUCUGGAGAAUAUCUCAUCCACGUAUUGUCUUCGGCUGCUCUGAGCUUCCCAACAUCGUCUUCACAGUACGCAGCUCAACCUACCCCAAGCUUCGAAGAAUUUCAGUCUCUAUGGACCGCGUGGGACAUUGUCACCAAAGCAAUGGUACCUCGCGAGGAGCUCCUCUCCAAGCCGAUCAAGUUGCGGAAUGCGUUGAUAUUUUACCUUGGUCAUAUUCCUACGUUUCUUGCAGAUGUUCAUUUGACCCGCGCACUGGGCGAAAAGCCAACUCAUCCCAAGUCGUAUCGGCUCAUAUUCGAACGAGGAAUUGAUCCCGAUGUGGACGACCCUGAAAAGUGCCAUGCCCAUAGCGAGAUCCCCGAUGAAUGGCCUGUCCUUGGAGAUAUUCUGGACUAUCAGGCGCGGGUCCGAAGUAGGGUGCGGUCCGUUCUCCAGAAACAUAAUGUCGCAGAGAAUAGAACCCUCGGUGAAGCUCUCUGGAUUGGCUUUGAGCAUGAAGCUAUGCAUUUGGAAACGUUCCUUUAUAUGCUCAUUCAGAGCGAAAGGACAAUUUCCCCUCCCGCCGUCCCACAGCCGGAUUUUGAGAAGCUCUUCCAGGACGCUCGGAAAGAGGAAAGGCCAAACGAAUGGUUCUCUAUUCCCGAGCAGACGCUGUCGAUCGGACUGCAUGACGACGGUCAGUCCGUUCCUCGGGCCUCUUUUGGAUGGGAUAACGAAAAGCCCGAGAGAACCGUCACCGUCAAGGCAUUCGAAGCUCAAGCGCGGCCAAUUACCAACGGCGAGUAUGCCAAGUAUCUACAAGCAAACCAGCUGCCCCAAAAGCCCGAAUCCUGGGUCUUGAUCAAGCCCGGUCAGACCUACGCGACUUCAAAUGGGGCCAGCCAAGGCAGCCGUCGCGCUGCGAAUGACUUUAUGGCGAACUUUGCCGUUCGCACCGUGUUUGGAUCUGUCCCGCUCGAUUUGGCCCAGGACUGGCCGGUGAUCGCGUCGUACGACGAAUUGGCCAAGUACGCCAAGUGGGUGGACUGCAGGAUCCCCACCUUUGAAGAAGCAAAGAGUAUCUACGCUCAUGCAGCUCGGUUGAAGGAAACCAGCCAUGGCGUACUAAACGGGCACAGUGAAACCAACGGUGUCAAUGGACAUGGAUACAUCAAGACCAACCCCUUGAGGCCUCGCACUCCGGAUCACCAGCCGGUACAAUACCCUUCGCGAGAGUCCCUGCCGGUGUUUGUUGACCUCGACGAUUGCAACGUCGGGUUCAAACACUGGCACCCUACCCCGGUUAUCCAGAACGGCGAUCGACUCGCCGGGCAUGGAGAACUAGGGGGCGUCUGGGAGUGGACGAGCACGGAGCUGGCCCCUCAUGACGGGUUCGAGGCUAUGCAGAUCUACCCCGGAUAUACAUCCGAUUUCUUUGACGGAAAGCACAAUAUCAUUCUUGGAGGGUCAUGGGCGACUCAUCCCCGGAUCGCAGGACGCACCACCUUUGUCAAUUGGUACCAGCGGAACUAUCCCUACCCCUGGGCUGGAGCACGGUUGGUGCGGGAUAUCUGA